Molecule: messenger RNA, 4352 nt
Organism: Tribolium castaneum (red flour beetle)
Lineage: Eukaryota; Metazoa; Arthropoda; Insecta; Coleoptera; Tenebrionidae
Exons: 7
Coding region: 440-4252 (1270 amino acids)
Source: RefSeq, a predicted model, not a curated record
AGUUUAGUGUUCCAGGGUUGGUAUUAGGUAACCGCUCGCCCUGGUGCAACUUCAUGUCAUUUGUUGAUGCGUCAACUGACAGAUUUUCGUUAAAAUGUGUAUUUAACGACAGAAAUCAAACGAUGCAAGAGAUUUGUUGUUGUUAUAAUGUUGUUUGAAAUCCUGGAGAUUAGUGGAGUAAGUGCAAUAAGUGUUUUAUGUUCUUCGAAUUGUGUAAUAAAGCAAAUUUAAGCGCUCCCACCAAUGCGCCAUUUUUAUUGUGUUAUUUAAAUUUAGUUUAAUUUAGCUCGUUCCAGUGCAAAAACGUUAACCAUGUAACGCACACAACACGCUUAAGUUGUAAAUAACUCACUUUUAAUAUUGAUUUUUGCAUUUUUGUUGGUUCUUGGAAAAAGUGACAACAUAACCCAACCUCACCUUUUAUGACCUCACGUAGAACAUGGAUCCUCAUUUGGCCAACGAAGUAAUCGAAAUUGAAGACGAUAUUAUUGACUUGGACGAUGUUGAAAAAACGCCAGAAGAGAUAAUAUACGAAUGGGACGCCAAAAUUCGGAAAAAAUUAACAAUGUUCAGUGUGGUGGACAAUGAAAUUGUCUUGGGAGAUAUCAUGAAGGAAUAUUUAGAAUCGUUCCAAGAAAUGGCUAGUAGCUAUGAAGAGUACGAAACUUUAAAGAACAAAGCGUUCCACCACAUUAGUUGCCUGUACUUGUAUUACGUUGAACUGCAGUGCUGUGCUCCAGACAAUUAUUUAAGCAACAUGGAGGACAUUUUGACAUUAUACUGCAAUUUAGAGCUCGAAAUAAUUCGUCCGUUAAAGAGGAAAGAACGCCAAAUAGAGUCGGUGUCUAAGAAAAUGAUACACGCGUUGACAGUGUACCUACUUGAGCGACAGGAUCACAUUUUGCACGUGUUAAUUAAAAUGAAUACUACCAACCUUUCAAAAUCUUGCUCAGCCUUACUAAAUAUCCUCUACAAACAUUUUCUUAUCAAUGUACCUGCGUUAAAUUUGUGUGAUGAGUCGUUCUGUAGAAAUUACAUAGUCUUUCAAAAAUGGAAAAAAAUUCAGAAAUUUGACGAUUGGAAACACAUGGACGAAAUUUUGUACAAACGAUUUAAACGGACUCCAGAAUCGAUAAAAAAUAACGAGUUGCUUAGACAAAUCUUAAUGCCCGCUUGCGAAUCGACUGUUGAGAUCGUUUUGAGUUUAUUUCGCUCGUUUCGGGACGUAUCAGACGCGUAUUUCAAACACGUCAUGGCCAAGAAAAAUCUGGAUUUAGCAGACAUAGAUUUCAAUAUCGAUCUAGGCGAGGAUGAACCAUCACUACCAGUACAUGAUGAAAAUGAGGAAGAGGUUAAAUUUUUAAAGGCGUAUUACGAAAUUGAAAGGAAUAUGUCCAGCUUAUCGCAUAUGAUAAAUUCCUCAGAUAUGGAGGAAGUUGAUAUCUUUAGGAAAUGCAAAAAGGAAUUUGACGAGGAUGACGAUGUGCAAUUUAUUGGCAUUACGAUGUUGCCAAACGGCCCAAUACAUCACAUUGAUGAUGACAUUCCUAGAAUGAGUAAUAGUAAUAAUAAUAAUGAAACCACUCCACUAGUCCAAAUUGAAGAAGAAAGUCCUUCAGUCACUACACCACCGUCACUUCAGGAACCAGUGGUAGAAGAGACUCUCGAGACUUCCACUUUAGAGAACGUGAAUGAAAUCUCGCCAAUUUGCGUUGGAUCUCCUCGGACUGUUUCUGAAUCGUCGAUUUCUUGCCCGACCAGUGACAUCGCUGAAACUCCAACGGAGGAACUCCCAGCUCCAGUUCUCCCUUUAAUCAAAGAAGUGAUCAGUAGUGCAAGUGAAAUUCCUGAAGAGACUCAACCUAAAGUGCCCUUGGUUUCGAACGAUACGCAAACUCCAAGUCCUUCUAGUCCACAGUCAAGUGAUCCAGUUUGUGAAAAUAACAUACAAAGGACAGUUGAAAUGAAAAGUGUUGAAGUACAAGCUGAUGUUAUAAGUAAUUCCGUCUAUAACGACUAUGGACUUACGACGCCACCUUUUGAUGUACCUCUUGAUGAUCAAGGAGCCGUUGAACCUCGACUGUAUGCAGACAUCGGACAGAAAAAAGACAGCGAAAACAUUUUUGAGAAAAUAGCUGUGACUACAAGGACAAUCGAUGUACAGGUGGAUCCCCCAAGCAGCGAGAGUUGUUCGUAUAACGACUACGGCUUAACGCCUCCAAACGACACGCCCUUGGAUGACCACACGAGAUUACAGAAAACUUGUUUGUAUGCGAAUAUACGACAAGAUGACAAAGAUCUGGGCGAGGAAAAAGGCGCGCAUGAAAUUGAUCAUUCUAAGGAAAAUCUCGAUUCGGAAUUUGAAGAUUUCGAAAAUCAGUUGGGCAUCACGGAAAUCCCGAAUAUAGACUCGGAGGAAAUCGAUAUCGAAUCUUACAAAGAUGACCAACAAGACAAUAAUCAGUUCAAGAUUCGGGUGAACCUCGAUCUUCAAAUUCCAGAAGAUAGCAGUUCCAAAACAAGCGAUCAGAUCGAUACGGGCCAGGAAAUAGUCCCAAACACAGCCCCGAACAUCGAACCCUCCGUCACAGCAGAAAGUUCCAAAGAGAUUUUUAACGGCAACACUGUCCUGAAGCCUCUCCUCUCGCCCAACCGAACAAACGGCCAAACGAAAGACGUUCCAAUUCCGCCAAAAAUUGUGUUUACCUCGUCCCAGAAACUGCGGGCGGCUCCGCUGGACGACUUCUCCAGGUUCGAGUCAGCGAUGCACGUGAGAUGGAGCCAGGACAUCCUCUCGGGCCCCGUCACCAAGGCGGUGCCCACCAAGCCCCAGGACAAGUUGGACUUUUUCCAGGACUCGAAGCCGGUCGCGAGUGCCAGUAGUCGGUCGAGCAGCCCCACGGAGAUGACAUCGCCCCCGUACGAGGCCAUCGACGACUUCCGCGGCUACUACAGUGCGAGUGUGAACGGGCGCGUUCGGCCAUCGCCCCCCGAACCCAAAGUUCCUAAAGGCAUCCUCAAGCGGCCCCAAGUGCGGCGGCCGGUGGCCGAGUGCGUUUUAGUGCCGAAACGGGUGCGCAGGGACCCCAAGUUGAACAUGACACCGCAGGUGGCGAUCGAACGGUUGUCCUUCAUAGAGAACAAAAUCAAGAAAACGGUCAACAACACGCGAACGCUGCGGGUGGACUACGACAAGACGACGCCCCACAUCAACGAGAAGGACGUCGUACGUUGUAUUUCCCCGCCUAGGUUCUCGUGGAUUGUCGAUCUCGCGCCCAGUAAACAACACCCAGGUAAAGUAAAGCCGGUUGAUGCCUACUGCAGGAAAGUUUCCUCAAAGUGUGAGAAAAACCAGUCCUCGUGUUGCAACCAGUUGGCCGAGGAGUUCACCAAGUUGAAUUGCAACGUCGAGGACAAAGCGCUGAACUUAACCAUUCCCGAUAUUCCCGUCGAUCCCGAAUCCGAAUUCUCCAAUUCCCCGACCCUUUUGCAAGGCAAGGACGAGCUGUUGCAGCACUGUCUCGAGGAAACUUCAAUCGAAACGCCAGAAGUAUCCAACGCAAAAUCUCUACUUUGUGAUAAUUCCAAUUUUUACACCUCUCAAACAAUUAAUGACAGUAAUUGUAAUAACCGCGAUUUGGAAAACACCGAAUUGAAAAAACAGUCAGUUGAUGAGACAAUUAAAUUGCCAACAGCCGUUCCCGACUCUUACGAUUUCGAUAAAACUUUCAAAAACGAGGUCUUUUUAAAAAUCGAUUGGCAAAAUUUGAACGAUUCGGACGGCGAGACGCGGCUACCGCUCAAGAAGCGCAAGCUUUCGGUGGCCGAGAAGAACGAAGAGGAGAAGAAAGAAGAGAUCAGCUAUCCGGCGACGCCGAUGAUCAGCAUUGCGGAACUGGAAGCCUUGCAUCCGCGGAAAUUGCCAACUAAUAGCACGCGACCGUUUAAAACACCGGCUGAGCGAAAAGAAAUGCCGCCUUUGCCUGUCUUUUGUAAUGUAGAUUCUGAAACUAGUCCGAUCGUUACAGGUCAAUUUAAUAUCAAUAAUCACACGUACCAUAAUCCCACUAUUAAUUAUCACAUGAAUAACGUUCCUGUACCUUUUAUAAACGUACCUUGCGGCUCGUACUACUCUAUACCGCCGAUUUUAGUACCGUUUAACAACGUCUCGAAUUUUGACCAAGCCAAGCAACAAGAAACCACCGUGAAGAAGGAAACCAGGAAGCAAGGAAGACAAAGAAGACGUCAUUAAGUUCAUUCCAUUCGAGUCAAUUUUUAGUUUCAAUUCAGUAUUUACUAAUCUAGUAAUUUUACACACUGGCUGUGACUUAAUCUCUUAUUUAUUUUAUUAG